UACAGUUACAUCAUUUUGACAUUACUUAUGCUAUCGUUCUCACUGUUGGCCCAUUGGUUGGCCUGUAUUUGGUAUGUGAUUGCCGUCGAAGAGAUAGAACUGAAUCCAAUCAAUUGGGACGUCGGAUGGUUACAUCAGUUGAGCAGCAAAUUGGGUUACGAGACGGAGACUAGUAAUCUGACGGACUUUUCCUCAUACAUAACGGCCCUCUACUUCACGACAUCCAGUCUGACGUCCGUUGGGUUCGGCAAUGUGUCGGCCAAUACGGACGCCGAGAAAGUAUUCUCCAUAUUAAUUAUGUUAAUCGGAGCCCUUAUGCACGCCGUUGUCUUCGGUAACGUGACGGCAAUCAUCCAACGCAUGUACGCCCGCCGUUCCCAAUACCAGACCCGACUCAGAGAUCUGAAAGAUUUUUUCAAAUUACAUCAAAUACCAAAACCUAUGCGCCAGAGAAUGACUGACUAUUUUCAGACGACGUGGUCUCUCAAUAAUGGCAUCGAUCACAACGAAUGUAUGAUUGCUGUGAACACUAGUGAACACGAAUGCAUGACAUGA
Molecule: messenger RNA, 555 nt
Organism: Medioppia subpectinata
Lineage: Eukaryota; Metazoa; Arthropoda; Arachnida; Sarcoptiformes; Oppiidae
Source: the annotation of a GenBank genome assembly